AUGCUUUAUAAAAGUAACUCGAAGCGAUGGUCGUCGAAGCACAAGGAAAGGCGGGCGGAAAUGAAAGCGGAGAUGGAGUGGACAGAACCGAAAGAGCCACACCCUCCUGCUCGUUACUUGUUGCUCCAAGUAUUAACCCCUUGUUACGUGUUUAUACUAGAUCUAACUCACGAAGGUACACGACACAGAGAGCAGGACGUGCCGAUGAUAGUGGAAAUUUUCCGGAAGAAAGAUGAGCGCUACCAUCCUUUUGAUACCUUUGAUGUGCAAGAGAUAGUGACCCUGAAGGUCAACAGGGAAAUAAGAGAAUGA
Molecule: messenger RNA, 312 nt
Organism: Enterobius vermicularis (human pinworm)
Lineage: Eukaryota; Metazoa; Nematoda; Chromadorea; Rhabditida; Oxyuridae
Source: the annotation of a GenBank genome assembly